AGAAUUGCGUCAUGGUCGACGCGUUUGCUUUCGCGUUCGUGUCUCGCGCCGGUUACGCGCUCGGCGUGUUGUCCGCCGCGCCUCCGCUUAGGGAUCCACGCGCGCGCGUGUGUGUGACUCGCCUCGGAGGAGAAAGAAAGCGCGCGCGCGCGCGCGCGCGUGCGUUUACACGCGAGAGGAAAUUUCGUCUCUCGAGAACGAAAGGGACAACAGCCCUCGCUUCAACCGCUCGCGGUUGUCUGGCUGGAGUGGCUGGUCCUGGGCUGUCAUUCGGAUGCUCGUCGCCACCGUCGUUAUUUUUCGUCAUCGUCGUCGCCCGCCACCACCGUUGCUCGUCGCGCCACUCGGCACUCCUCGUCCGGCGUCGCGACGCCACCGUCGUUCUCCGCCGACGCCACGUUCUCUUAUGAACGCAGCGGCACGUUUUUCUCUCGUUAUAACCUAUAUAAUUAUAACCUCAGAUCCGUUGUGUCAAGACGCGAAGACUUCGCGACAAUCGGCCGGGCUCGGGUCGGCCGUGCCGCCGCGGAUCCCGCGCGGUCAUCGUUUGUCCCGCAACGACGACGACGGCGAUUCGGCUGGCGGUGGCGGGAGAGGGUGAUUUCAGUGAUCAAGUAGUUCAAAGAGCCAAAACAAAAUGGAUGUUACCGGCGAUUUAAAUCUACAAUGGGUGGGAGAUGUAGAGCUGCACGAGGAGGUGAUAUGCGGCCUAGAGGCGCAACUGGUCGCAUCGGAGGAGGAGGUAAUUGGCGCCUGCGAGGAGGUGACGGUCGAGGAGACUGUCGAGUCCGUUCCCGAUGUGGCGAGUCACGUUCCUACCACCGAGUCCGAGAUACUGAUGGUACCUCAGCCAAACGAUAUGGAAUCGAUUUACAUAGUGCCGCAGGAUCAGGGGCAUGACUAUCUAAAUAUACAAGUCACUGAGGAAGUGAUUGCUGACAACUGGGACAGACCUGGUCCAGAUGAUGGGGUCGAGAUUCCAGAAGCCAAGGUGGCUCACGACAAUCUCCUGGAGUACGACGAUAUGGAGAUCCCAUUACCGAUCGAUCAGGACUCUUAUCAAAAUGCCCGACCGUAUCCGUGCGACUUUUGCAGCCGUAGGUUCCGGAAGAAGGCAAAUCUGAUGAAUCACAUUGUAGCGCAUCAGACAGAUCGGCCGUAUGGUUGCAAUCUAUGUGGAUCUCGCUAUGUACGUAAGUGCGAUCUGAACAAUCAUCUGAAGGUCCACGCGUACGCGCCGUCGUCGCAGGAUGGCCUCGAAGACGAUCUGAACGACGAAGACUCGCUGGUUGCCGAGGAGGAGGACGUGACGACCGGUAACAAGGGCAGGCGCAAGAAGGUGCAGUCGAGCGUACCACGAAAACGGAAGAACAACGCCGCCAGUGUGCCAAAGCGCAACGUUGGUGAGAACAUCAAGCUGGAGAUGGGCAAGUAUGUGUUUAAGCCAGACGCACAUAAUGAUUACACGGACGUGCUAGCAUUCUACGAGGACGAGCUGACCGACGGUGAUUAUUCUGCACGCAGCGGCAAUUAUGCAUCUAGCUCGAGGUGGCAGAUGGAGGAGAUGUCAUCUGUCAUGGGCAGAGAGCAGCCACAACAGUGGCCCAUCACCGAUCCGACGAAGCCAUAUGUCUGCCAGUCUUGCGGCAUCGGUUUUGCUAGGGAAAAGGCGCUGGCUUCGCACGCACGUGUCCACGGUGGCGACAGUCCAUUCGAGUGUACCUCGUGUGGAGAUAUGUUCUGGGAUCUCAAUAGUCUGCGGGACCACGUGCAUAUUAAGCAUGGCGGCACUAUUCCCCAGCAAAUAUCCGACGCGGAGGAAUACGACAAUGACGCUACUUACACGGGCGACAGUGAGAGGAUUGGCGAAUUUUAUUGCAACACUUGUGCGGUACCGUUCCAUCGUUUGGAUCUACUCAAACGCCAUCAGAAAAUUCACAUAAAAUCGGAUAUGGAUACAAUGGAAGGUUCCAGUCAACAUCAUACGUGCAAUGUUUGUGGAGAAGAAUUUGAAGAAGCUCUAGCACUAUUAGCACACGCGGAACUUCAUGCUUCAAGAUCUCCUAGUCGUCGUUGUCUGCUGUGCGGGGCGAGAUGCCGCGACGAGACAGAAGUUGCGCAGCACGUCCGACAAAAUCACGCAGAGGAUGCGCCACCAAAUACAUGUACGAUGUGUGGAAAAACUUGCAAGGACAAGCGCAGUUUACUAAAACACUCAUGGAUACAUAAUGUUGACAAGACCUUCGGUUGUACAAAAUGCGGGAAGCGCUUCCACAGUAAAGCCCGAUUACGAAGACAUAUGGUAUCGCAUCGUAAUAAGAUGGUAGCUUGCGACGAAUGCGGCGAGGAGUUCCCCGAUGGACGAGCUCUCGUGAGCCACCGUCAUUCGCAUAAUAGGGAACUGGGCGGUCGUUCUUUCCCGUGCCGCGAGUGCGGAAAAAGUUUCGGCAGUCGCAGUUCACAGCAGAUCCACAUACGCAUCCACACGGGCGAAAGACCCUAUGGUUGUCGAUUCUGUUGGAAAGCUUUCGCAGACGGCGGCACCUUGAGAAAGCACGAACGCAUCCAUACCGGCGAGAAGCCGUACGGAUGUGCGAUUUGUCCUCGGGCAUUUAAUCAGCGAGUAGUUCUUCGGGAACAUGUACGCGCCCAUCAUUCAGGUCCUGAUCCAAAGUGCGUGGGCAGUGCAACGCCGUAUUUGUGCAAGGUGUGUGGCGAGUCGUACGGCACAUCCGAGGAGAUAGUGUUACAUAUAGUGCAGCAUUGCGAUGAUAACACUGCAUUGAGACGUCAACCGCAGUCCGGGCCGCGCAAAUAUAAGAAAAGACGCAAGAAUAAGCCACUUGAAACGAAUACAAUGGUUCGUAGGAACGAGUUUACGUAUGAUAUAAUGGAAGGUGGUAGUGGCAGUGUCAUUGGUAGUGGUACCGGCAGUGGUAUUAUCGGUGGCAAUAGUGGUGGCAGCGGCAGCGGUGGUGUCGGUAGCACUGGCGCUGGCACUGGCACUGGCGGUUCCGAUUCGGAAGACAACACAAAGCGGAAACUCGGUAAGAAGAACAAACAACGGUCGAAUGUUGAAGAAAACUACAUGCAGAACGUGUUGAAAACCAUGGAGAGUUCUCUGCAGAAUUUAAGUUCGAUCGUGAGUAACUCCAAGUUGAAUGCGUCCAAAUCGAAGGUUUCGAAGAAAAAAUUGCGCAAGGAGGAGAAGAAGAAGGAGGAGGCGCAAGCAUCGAAUCAAUCAGGCCGGCCAAAGAUGAUCCACACGCAGAAGACGCGGGUGCCGGUGGAGGUGGGCAGCGACGGUGCGAAGAAGGGCCAGAAGACGAAAACAAUGGUGACUCGGACGCCAAAAGUGAUGCCGAGCGAGCACAAGUCCGGCAUCUUCCCAGGUGGCGAGCGAAAUCGCCCGCGCACAAAGAAUGUCAGUUAUCACAUUGAAGGUAAAUCGCAAGUCACACCGGCGACGUUCUCAGCGAAAUCGAAGGAGGCUGAAGCAUCUACGAUGUCAGUGCAGCAACAACAAUUGUUGGCGAACAUCAAGCAAGAGCCGAGCGUGCAAAAGACUACCGGUGACAGUCACAGGAACAACAAUGGUAAUAUUCUAGCCCUCGGUAAAACUCAAGAGUCAUCAAAUAAGAAGAGAUCGACUGCGAAGAGAACCAAAAAGCAGAAACAUGUGACAGUGAAACAAGAAUUGAUUGCAUCGAUCGGAAUAGUCGCGGAAGAACAGCAGCAACAACAGCAGCAACAAUUACAAUUUCGAAAUAAUAACAAUAAUAAUACCGAUAUUAACACUAAUACCAUAGAGAGUAUGGACGAUCCAAUACGACUAAUGGAGCACGAAAUGGACGGCAACAAUUUGGAAGUAGCUUUCGAAGCGAGUGUUGUUACCGCUCAGGAUGAGGAGGGUGAAAGCAUAUUGCCGGACAACGCUAUGCAAGAGAUGAACAACAGAGACGUUAAGCUCAGUGUUAAGGUAGAGUCUGCGCCGCAGAGGAGGAUGCUUGCUAUACACAGCGUUAUCGCGCCGGUGGAUGAUGUCCCAGAAACAAUAAUACCGGACACGGUGGAGUAUACGUGCGAGAUGUGUGCCGCGGUGUUCUCCAGUCGUGCCGAGUUACUGGUGCACGUACCGAUACACAUUUGAUUUAAUAAUUUAUCCGAGCCGAAGUGCGGCGCGGAGGCUUGUUCUACUUCUUUAAAUGUACUUUUCGUUUAACGCGAAUCGCAGUUUAUCAUGAGGAUGAGGUUUGUUUUACAAGAAGCGACGAUUGUUGAAUCCUCCCCCCUCUGUCACCAUUGCUGUCUUCUCACUCACUCUUUCCCUUCUUUCUCGUACUCUUUGUUGUUCAAUUCUCUAUCGAAUGUCGCGAUUCCAUUUCGAUUACAGUUCAUGUAACUUCAGAUGUAACAUUAGAUGCACUCGAAUUUUCGUGUAUGCGUAUUAAAAGAUUUACUGGCCGUUGAAAUAAUUUCUUUGUAUUAUACCGUGACUGACUCCCAAGUUUAAGCUUUCUUGAUGUUUCAAUAUGUAUGUGGCUAAAUGAUUGAAUUAAAUGUUAAUGACAAAACGGGCAUAUUCGAUACCAGGAACUGUUAAAUAUCAUAAUAUAUGUAUGUGUAUAUUGCAUAUGCGUCGUGAUAUACACAAUAUAUGUAUUUAUCAUAAAAUAUAUAUCUAAAUUUAUAUUGUAAAUACAUAUGUUAUGAUAUACAAAUAAAGCCACUUAUUUUGUAUCUGACGUGUCGUUAUUGGCUAGUAUUUAUAGUCUAAUCUUAUAUCAAGAUCAUUUCAAAUUAUGUCUUAAGAUGCUAAUAUGAUUUUGUGAUUGACAUCUUAAAACGGGACUUAAGACGAUUUUAAGUAUAAAACUCGACUAUGAAUACUGGUCAUUGUGUCUCUUUUAUACUCUUUGGUUCAGAAUACUGAAAAAAUGCAACAUUUCGGCAAAAUUUCAGUUUUACAAUUUGUUACUUAGGAGUAUGAAAUUGUAAAACUGCAAUAACAUGUGCUGGACCAAAAGCAAGAUAAGAGAUGCAUAAAUACGAACAGUACUAUUUUUCACAUAUAUACGAUGCAAUAUAAACAUAUGAAAAUGAAAAAAAGAGAUCUUAAACAUCGAUAUGUUCAUACUUCUUGUCGUUAUUUUUGACUAUGAUUACUUAUUUUUUAUCAUUCUGAUUCAAUCCGGAGUUUUACUUCUGCUGAAUUGAUCGAGCAAAGGCAAGGAGUAAAGUGUUGAAUUAUCGAACGAUUUUUAUUUUUAGUACUUGUUAGUUUCAAUCAAUAUAGGAUAAUAUCUGUGUGUAUCGUGAGAUCUUUAUUGUAAUUAUAUAUUUGUUUUAUAAUUAAUGCAACUUUUGUUUUUCCGAAGGGAAAAAAAGGUUAAAGGGAAUAUUUAUUUGUGUUAAAAAACGAGAUGAGAGAUAUUGAAAUAAAUGCAAUAUAAAUUUGAAAGAAUUAUAUAUAAUACAUAUGAGUACAUAAAACACUAGAUAAAUUAAUGUCGAUUCUACAGAGUGUUUAUAAAGUCUAUUCUCACUUCCUAUAUUUUGGAAAAAUGAUUCAAAA
Messenger RNA from Monomorium pharaonis (pharaoh ant), 5575 nucleotides. Its product is annotated as zinc finger protein 850. The record is from RefSeq and is a predicted model, not a curated record. The transcript is spliced from 7 exons. Bases 638 to 4150 code for a protein of 1170 amino acids. NCBI's taxonomy places the organism in Eukaryota, Metazoa, Arthropoda, Insecta, Hymenoptera, Formicidae.